AAAAAGAUAAAUUAAUUACUGAAUUUAAAAAAUCAAUAGAUAACUUGUGUCUAUCAAUGAAAAAAAAUAUUGAUGAAAAAAAUUUAAAAAAAAUUUUCGCUAGUUUGCAAGGAUAUCUUGAAGAAAAAAAAAUAUCUUUCUUCAAAUUAGUUGAUGAUAAUUUAAACAAUUCAUUAAUUGAUAUUAAUCACCUUUUCAAUGAUGACAUGGAUGAUAACAUGGUUGUCAGAACUUCUGACACUAGACAUGAUACCAUGGUUUUGUACGUAGCCAAUUUAAGUGAUCUAAACAGCUCAGUAUCUAUUGACAAUGAUGAAAUCAACAAAGAUGAGCAAUCAUUUGUUAAUGACAAACGUACAUAUUCAAUCCAUGAGGAUUCUUUCGAUUUAGAAAUUACUACAAAACAUGUAACGUUUGACAACACAAUGUUAGUGUACAAUUAUGAUGAAGAAGAAAAUACAUCAGAAGGUUCAACAAUUCCAGAUGAAGAGAUUAUACAACCAUAUGAAGAUUUAUUUAUGGCUGUUAUGACAGCAACUGAUCCAAUUGAUAAUAAUCGUCCAUUACAUAUUGUAUUUCAAUUAAAACCAUCUAAGAAAUUGUAUCCAGAAUAUUAUGAAGUCAUUGAAACACCAAUUGAUCUUAAAACAAUUGCACGUAAAAUACAAGAUGGUAGUUAUAAUUAUUUAAAUGAAAUGGAACGUGAUUUAAUGCUAAUGUGUCGUAAUGCAUGUGAUUUCAAUGAGCCUGGUUCACAAAUAUAUAAAGAUGCUAAAUUAUUAAAAAAAAUUAUAACAACAGCAGCUAAAAAACGAAAUUGUGAAAGUGGUGCAUUUACUAAAUCAUUAAAUGUUGCACAAUCAACAAGAAGUAAAUGUGGACGUAGUGCACAAUUAUUAAUAGCACAAACAUCAACAUUAUCAGAUGAAGAUGAAGAAAGUGAUGAUGAAGAUUAUGACACUGCUGAAAAUAAUAAUUUACAAUGGCAAUUAUUUGAAUCAAUAAAAACAACACCAGAUGAUCAAGGUAUUAGAAUGAGUGAAUUUUUUUGGAAACUACCAUCUAAAAAAAAAUAUCCAAAUUAUUAUAAAACAAUUAAAAAUCCAAUAUCUUUAUUACAAAUAAGAUCAAAUAUUAAAAAUGGUAAAUAUGGCACUAUUGAUGAAGUUGCUGGUGAUAUGUACAAUAUGUUUGAAAAUGCUAAAAAAUAUAAUUUACAUACAUCAAGAUUAUACAAGUAUGCAAUUGAAUUACAAAAAAUAAUGCAAGAAAAAGUACAAGAAUUAUUAGAAAAUAUCAAAUGAUGAUGAAGAAGAAGAAUAUAAAUUGUAAGUACAAUAAAUAAAAUAUUAUUGCUUGGUAAGCAAACUAUUUUUAAAAAAAAAAUUAAUUUAAUAGAGGCAGGAUCCUCAAAGUAAUUUAAAAAAUAUUUUUAUAUAAAAAAAAACUUUAGAAUAUUUAUUUAAUAUGUAUUUAAUAAUCAUUAAGAGAAUUUAAUUGUUAUAAUAUUUAAUUAGAAACAUCUGAUUUUAUCGACAUAAAAAAUAAAGAAAAAAACCAAGAUGACUAAUAAAUUUUAAAAAAAAUAA
Molecule: messenger RNA, 1589 nt
Organism: Aphidius gifuensis
Lineage: Eukaryota; Metazoa; Arthropoda; Insecta; Hymenoptera; Braconidae
Product: protein polybromo-1-like
Exons: 2
Coding region: 57-1304 (415 amino acids)
Biological process (GO): chromatin remodeling
Cellular component (GO): RSC-type complex
Molecular function (GO): protein binding
Source: RefSeq, a predicted model, not a curated record